Eutrema salsugineum is the source of this 2220-nucleotide messenger RNA. RefSeq lists its product as uncharacterized. The coding region runs from base 1 to 2220 and encodes 739 amino acids. NCBI's taxonomy places the organism in Eukaryota, Viridiplantae, Streptophyta, Magnoliopsida, Brassicales, Brassicaceae. The transcript has a single exon. The record is from RefSeq and is a predicted model, not a curated record.
AUGGGGUGUGACGGCCAUGGCAAUCUCAGCGAUACAGAGUUCAGCAAGCCUUUACCUUGGAUAGGUGUCUACGUGGCAGCUGCUUCACUCAUCUGUGGAGUUGCCAUGUUUGCAGAUCUUCUCCGUGGCUUCCGCAGCCGCAAGUUCUGGUUCCCCUGCAAAUCCUUCUCUCUCAACGCCACCACACUCACCUUCAUCGCCGUCUGCGUCAAACUCUCCGUGGAUAUCAACACUUGCAUGCCUAGUCGUCAAGAUCAGCUCGCAAAACUCAGCAGCAACGUCUUCGUAUGCACCGUGAUGGCUAAUUCCAUGCCUUCUCUUGGUUUCAUGGUCACUCAAGAUCUCCUCAUGAACAUCAUGGCUCUUGGGAUUCUUGUCAUCACCGACAUUGCCAACCUCUGUAUCCAGUUGGGUACAGGUGCCAUCUACGUUUUCCCUCAAGAACACGCUUUCGUUAUCCUUCUAACGCUUCUGAUGUUCGUCAUCUUGAGCUUCUCUGCAAUCACAGUCCCUGCCACAAAGCGUUUCUUGGAGUUUAGAUACAAGAAGAGCUACGAGCUCGCUUUGCAGCAGUGUCCUUUGUAUCAGACUGAGAGAAGAGGAGGUUUCUCUGAGCUUAAAGAAGAUCUGAUGAAGUUCUGGAUGAUGGCUCACACUUGUAGCCCACAGUUCGUGAUGGCUCGCUCUGUCACUUGCACCACCUCUGGUUUCCUUUGUUUCUUGUGUGCUGUCACGUUGGCUGAAACCAUGCUCCGAUCUUACUUUCUACAUCCCAUAAGGUCAAUUGGUUUCUGCAAUGGAGAAUCUGAUUAUAAAUGGUCAACCACUUUGGUUCUUGUCUCCCAAGCAACUGCAGUAGCCAUAGGAACCGUUGCUCCGGCUAGCAGAUGGUUUACUGCAGUGAACUUGAGGUGUCUAUCAGGAGCAAAUAAAGCUUUGAGAGAUGAGUUGAGAGUAGAGAGCUAUUGGAUAGAGUGUCUCUCUGAGAAGAAAGAACGUCCCUUGAACCUUUGGAUCCUCCAUGGUCGCCGUAGCAGGAAGCUUGCACAUGACUUAUACCGAUGCGUUCUUGAUCUCUGCAUUGCAACACAGUAUGGGAUAGUGUUGGCUAGCAAGUUCCUCCGUUUCACCGCGGUCUACUGUGUGAGCAGAGUCUUGCAAUGUUGUUAUCUCACCUCAAACUCUGACUCAUCCUCGGGAUCAAAUUCUUCAACAAGACAAUUUGUUCUGCAUCUUGAAGGAGAGGCUGAGCUGGUUGAUUAUAUGGCACGGAGCAAUCGUGAGGCCACAGACCACUUGAUCCAAAAAGGUCGGAAGAAACAGCCAGUGAACUUGAUAGAGCUUUUGGAGGCAAACAAUCCAAUCUCAAAAGGAUUUGAAGGGAUUAGAGAUUUUGACAGCGACGAGGUCGCUUCUCUGACCACCUCUGGAGAGCCACCUAAUUGCUGGGCGCUUCCACUGGUAACACUGACGAGUAUCGCUGUUGCACUUCCAAACAUCAAGCCUUGCGCUUUAAAGAAGCUAGUCAAGGCUGUAAACGAGGCAUUGUUCUAUGUCAAAAAGUUUGAAGACGUCUUGGACAUUGAAGGAGAGUUAGCUAAGAGCAGGAAAGCUGCAGAAGUAGUUUGGUUAGGAGUUGAUCUCUACCACAAGUGGCUCAACGUGGAUCUCCGGAAACUAUCCAAGCAACAGAGAAUACAACCACAAGAAGUUUUUAAAGAGCUGGCGGAUAAGGCCAAGAAAGAGUUCAGCGAGUCGUGGGAGAAGAAUCUGAUGUUGUCCAUGAAGCAGAAGCCCUCGCGCUGGCUCAUCAAGACUCUGGCAGCAAACUCCAUGUACCGAAUCAGCCAAACACUAUUGAAGAAAUACGAAUCAAGAAACGUUGGAACAGAGGAUACUCUGUUGAAAGAUGUGGAAAGGAUGGUAUCGGACAUAGUCGCAGGAUGCUUUUGCAACGUGGCAAGAGUGGUGGGGAUGAAGUGUUUGGUAACGGCGGUGGAAGUGUGGGAAGCGUCGGUGAGAGAAGCGGCAAUGCAUCUGGGGAGAACAGAGAAGAUACUUGAGAUCAUUGACAGGAGAUGCAUCCCUCCUAUGCCUCAUCACAAAGUGGCCAUCAUCGAUGGAUGGAGAGAGUUUUAUAGGACCAAUAAAUGUAUCUCUUCCACUGCUCAUCCUUCGUCUCAGUGUACCACACGUCAACUCAUUCUCACCAUAGAGUAA